GUCUUCUCAUAUAAAUUGUAUCGUUUUCUAACAUAUUGCCGGAUGAGAUGUGUGUCUGUAGGCCUGUCACGCCUGAAUAGGUCAUAAUCUCGAGUGAACGUCCUGCAAUCUGUGGUUUACCAGCGAACCGCUGUUAACCUACAGCACUAUUCUUAAAAUAAGCGGCAUCGCGUGACCCUUCUGGAAGAAACAAUGUGAGUCUUUCCUUUAUGAACUUACUCAUCUACGUCCAAUGGAAUCCCACUGAGGUGUAACAACUACCUCAAGUCAGGUACUGUAGCUGUUUCUCACGAUGCAGUUUGAGGCUCAGCUGAGUCUCUGUCGGAGGUGUCUCUGGAGCUACAGGAGUGGACUGCGGAUGCUGUCCCUGAGCUCAGCCAACAGAGCGGUCGUGAGCUAUUAUGAACUCCUGGGGGUCAAACCUACUGCCACCUUGGAGGAAAUAAAGCAUGCAUUUUUUGCCAAAUCCAAAGAGGUCCACCCGGACCGUGACCCGUCCAACCCGGCGCUGCAUGGCCAGUUCGUGGAGCUGAGCGAGGCGUACCGCGUGCUGGGCCGCGAGCGCAGCCGGAAGGAGUACGACUUCAAGCUGCGGACGCCGUACCGAGGGGGCUGGGUCCCGGGGCCGGGCGCCAACAUCCGCACCGGCUCCACCGGCUUCAGAGCCAGUGAGGAGACCCAUGACAACACGCGCUACUGGGAGCAGUUCACCCAGUCCCAGGCCCAGGAAGUCACCCCGGAGGAGUGGGAGCGCAAGAGGAGGAGGAACUUCCGUCUGGUCGGCUACUGCCUGCUCACCAUGCUGCUCAGCGUGGGCAGCCACUUCUUCUUCUUCAGGAAACUGGAAGUGAUGCACUCCAAUUUCAUGGACGAGAAGGACCGCAACAUCACAGAGAUCUACAACCAGUCCAAAGAGAGGGCGAGGGUCAACGGCUUCAAGAAGCAGACCGAGAUUCUCCGUCAGAAACACGCAGAGUUUGUGGAGAAAUACAAUCUGCCCAACGUGGACGGGGGUGAGGAGAAGUAGCCCUGGGGAACGGACUCGAACCUGCGACCUCUGUGGACGGGCAGGCAGAGAGGUUCGUACAGGAAGCAGGUGAUUUAGAGAUGGUGAAGAGACGGUUCUUCAACUCUGUGACGCAGGAGUGUGUUCUAUGUGCCGGCCGUUAAAAGGAGCUCCCGGGUUUGAUGGGGAAGACAUUCAAGGUAACACCGAAACAAGGAAUAAAGGAACAAGCUGAGAUGCCCGAUAUCCAAACACACGCAAACACACAUGCACACAAAAGCACACAACCACACCAUAAAAACCAGUUGGAAACGGAAAUACCCAUACUGUAUAAGUUGUGUAAGUGCCUAUACAUUCAUGAGAAAAGGCUUUGUGUUCAGAUGUUUGGACGAUGCAGUCACAUGUCAUUUGAAAGACCUGUGGCCAACCACACCCUUUGUUUGGAAGAGAACUGUUGUGUUCCAUGCAGACAUCUGAAGACUGACAUACUACCCAACAAAACACAAACCAUAACUUUAUUAUUAGCAAGAGAGGAUUUUCAACCCUCAUCUCUCAGUGAUUGCAUCAUCUGGUUAAGGUACAUCAUGAUCUUACUAGACAAUGGUAGAAACACUCAGUGUUAUUAAGUAUCCUAAACUGUCAAAUGAUUGUUAUUGCAAUAAUACUGCCAGGCCUAAUUCCGUGUAAAGGAGUAGUGUAGUUCCUAUGUGUGACCCACAGAGGGCGAUGUGUUCGACGGCUGCCGUUAAGAUGACAGAAGAUGCACUGGAUUUGUUUCUCAUCAACCCUUUCAGGUGUAAAUGUACAUUUCAGUUGAGUCGGUUUAGGUUUUGCCCAUUGUUCUAUGUAACGGGCUCUGUUUCGUCCUUCAGUUCAGUCCUGCCGUACGUCCUCUAUAAUGGAAACCAGUGCUGUAACUGAGCUAUUUUUAAGAGGUUAUGAAUCUGUGUUUUUAUGCGAGUCAUUUAGAAUAAACAAAUGCUGUAAUUGAGUUUGAGAUUACUGGAGGAAGGAUAUUAUGGUACUGCCCAAACAGUUUCCACAUUAUUACAACAAUGUUGUGGUUGUGGUUUUUAAUUUUUAAAAUGCUUUCUAUAAUUAAAAACUUCUGAUAAACA
This is a messenger RNA of Gadus macrocephalus (Pacific cod), 2124 nucleotides long. RefSeq names its product DnaJ (Hsp40) homolog, subfamily C, member 4 (gene dnajc4). The transcript has 8 exons. The coding region runs from base 293 to 1027 and encodes 244 amino acids. The record is from RefSeq and is a predicted model, not a curated record. NCBI's taxonomy places the organism in Eukaryota, Metazoa, Chordata, Actinopteri, Gadiformes, Gadidae.